Sinocyclocheilus grahami is the source of this 3518-nucleotide messenger RNA. RefSeq names its product storkhead box 2b (gene stox2b). Gene Ontology annotation, biological process: regulation of transcription by RNA polymerase II. The coding region runs from base 493 to 3228 and encodes 911 amino acids. The transcript has 4 exons. Lineage: Eukaryota; Metazoa; Chordata; Actinopteri; Cypriniformes; Cyprinidae. Gene Ontology annotation, molecular function: RNA polymerase II transcription regulatory region sequence-specific DNA binding. Gene Ontology annotation, cellular component: nucleus; cytoplasm. The record is from RefSeq and is a predicted model, not a curated record.
CGCACCGGCCUGCAGGGACCCACCGCAUCUCGACGAGGAAAAAUAUAACACGAGAAAUUUGACGCAAACCUAUUUUUCAUCCAGAGACGUUAAGAUAAUGUUUUUCUCCGUCCCGCAUCCCUGCUGGAAGAGGAUGUCAUUAUUUUCAAGCCGUUGUCUCUGAUCAAGGUGAGGAAUGGAUAAUAUGCGGAGAUUUCAGCGGAGAAUAACAUGAUCACCUGCGCGUUUUACUCUUUAAAUGACAUUCCGCAUCCAUCCAAGCCUGUGUUUGGAAUAAUAAUGAUCUUAUCCUUUCUAUAACACAAUAAUGUUCUUUUAUUACAAUAAUUGCAUCACCUUAUACAGGCAGGUCAAAUGAACUAACGCGCAAACGCGCUCUUUGUCUGGUUACGGGCGCGCGCUCAAUCAGUCAAUCAAUCAAUCCAUCGCCUUAUUUGCGCUUCCACGCGCGUGGAAUGCGUCGAGUCUAACGAAGCAUCUUCGAGAGGAUCAAUGGAGCCCUUCCUGCAGAUCGCGCCGCACUCUCUGGCCAUCGUGCUGUCGCGCGUCGUGGUGGAGGACGCGCCCGGGGUGACGGAGAGCGAAGAGCCGCCGCACCAUCACACCGGCUACGAGAUAUUCGCCGACUUCAAAUCACUGAACAUGAAAUAUUUCUGGAAUAAGAUGGUGGCCGAUGCCAUAGCCGAGACUUUCUUCCUGGGCUGGAUAGAUGAGCAUGUGUUACUGAUCCAGGGGAAGGAGGAUCACCUGGAGGUGUUGAGGGAGGCUUGGAUGAGGAGAUCCCUCAAAGCACCGCAGGGCUUCGACAUCAAAUACCUCGGUGAUGUGUCUCCCAUCAGUAUGUCUCCCAUCAGCCAAUCCCAGUUCAUCCCACUGGGAGAAAUCCUGUGCCUGGCCAUUUCUGCCAUGAACUCCGCCCGUAAGACUGUCACACAAGAGACUCUCAUCGAGCACCUAGCAACAUGCUUCCCAGGCGUCCCCACUCCAAGUAUGGAGAUCCUGCGGCACACGCUCAACAUGCUGGUCCGAGAGCGGAAGAUUUACCCCACCCCAGAGGGUUAUUUCAUUGUUACCCAGCAGACAUACUUCAUCACACCUUCCCUCAUUAGGACUAACAGCAAGUGGUACCACCUAGACGAGAGGAUACCAGAACGCAUGCCGCAGCAGCCGUGUACCUCUCCUCACUCAAGUACCAUGACACCCUCCACUUCCGGAUGUGUCCGGGAAAGACCUCACCACAAGAACCACAGUGACUCCUACAACAAAAGCUACCGGGAGGACAUCCCUAGUAUGCAUACCUCAACCUUACAGAAAAGGUCUAAGGAGCAUAAAGAGUCUUCUCCUGUGUCUCCGCCCCCUCAGCAGCCAUCAGAGAAGAAUAAGAGUAUGCUUAGUUUUCCAUUUAAAACUGAGACAAACAAUAAACACAAAGAUGGAAGCAGCAGCAGUGGGGAGAAGCAGUCUAAGAAGUUCGGCCUGAAGCUGUUCAGGUUGAGCUUCAAGAAGGACAAGACGAAACAUCUAGCCACAUUUUCAGCCCAGUUCCCACCUGAGGAGUGGCCACUGCGGGAUGAGGAGACACCCAGUACUGUUCCUAGAGAGGUGGAGAUGGAGAUCAUCCGUCGGAUCAACCCAGAUCUCACGGUGGAGAACCUGGCUCGCCACACAGCCGUAAUGAAGCGUCUGGAGGAGGAGAAGGCACAGCGGAACAAAGCAAACUCCUCUGCUCAGCAGAGUGCCCGCAGCAAGAGGAGCCGCAGUCAUCGAAAGACCCAGCAGGGCAAGGCCUCACGUUCCCAUAGCAAAACACGUGCAUCCAGGGGGGAUCCGUCUGAAGGAUCCAAUCUGGACAUAUCCUAUGAUCGUGAUUACAGAUUCUACAGCUCCUCAUUGGUACGUUCUCCACGCGAUACCAUGAUGUCUAUGGAGCGAAAUAGGGGGAAGUAUAUGGUUCACAGCAACCCCAAUAUUGUGGAGUCUCACUUUACCACCACUCCAGAGUGGGAUGUUUCUGGUGAACUGGCAAAGCGGCGGACAGAAAUGCCAUUCCCAGAGCCUUCUAGGGCACAGUCACAUUCCAAAGUCCACCGAAGUCAUAGUCAUACGCAAGAGAGAAAGUCACGAAAUGAGAGGUCGGACAAGGCCAAAGAAAGGUCACGGUCCAUGGACAACUCCAAGGGACCACUUGGUGGUCCAUACUUAGGUGGCCCAGAGAACUUUGAGUGCAGUCCUGAUGACAGGAGUCGGUACUACACUGAUGAUGGUACUUUGAGGGCAUCUGCGCAGGCGACCCACUAUUCCCGUAUCAUGCUCUCUGCUGCUAGAUUACACUCUGACGUUUGUGUGCCUGAUGUUGGAAGAGGAUCCUCAGAGGAUGCUGUGCUUUACCGGACGCUGGAGAAGAGUAAAAGCAGAGAUAGUCUUCCUGCUUACAACGACCUUAAGUCUUGCUCUCCCAAAACACCAGUAGACGACUAUUUCCAGUGCACUGCAGCAAAUGAAGUCUCUCUCUCUGCCCCACCUUCUCUUACAAAACCCAGCCAUGACUUUACGGAUAGUGUCUGGAAGGGGAUCUCCUCUGACCGACUGACCCCUCAUCUUACACCCCCUCACCCUAUAGAAUAUAAAGAGGAGACAGCAAAGGGACAAAGUAGUAUUUCUAUAGCGUCAACGAGCCAAACCCCCGAGCAUCUCCCCAAUGGACGAUUGUUGCACCAACACAAUCCCGACUCAGGUGACUUGGACAAAAUGGCAGAGGUUUACAGCCAAGAGACUUUGUUCAAACCUCCAGACUAUGUGGAGAGCAGCUUCUCAAGGCCAGGUACGAUAGGUAAGUCCUCUCACACCAAGUCAACAGAGGUCCCGGAGACUCAGGAGCAUUUUGAUAAAUCUCUACCCCUGACCGUGCCACCAUCCUCGGCUCAGGAGCAGGCUUCAUGCGCAGAAACCACCUUCGACUAUUACAACGUGUCGGAUGAUGACUCUGAGGAGACUAGUCAUAAGAACCGCAUAGAGGAGAAAGUUCUAGAAGAAGGAGGGACAAUGCAAUGGCUGUUGGAACGGGAAAAAGAGCGUGAUUUGCAGCGGAAGUUUGAGAAGAACCUUACCUUUCUAAGUCCCAAGGAAGGUGAGAGCAACAACAGCCAAAAAUCAGUCCAUUCUACCCGAUUGGACAGUAUGGACUCCAGUAGUGUGACUGUGGACAGUGGAUUUAAUUCCCCACGGUAAGGCACUCAGGGCCACUUUAAGGGUUUGUUUCAUUUGUUGUGUUGGCAAUAGGGUUGUGUCUGAAAUGAUGGGUAUGCUAUUCUAUGAAUAGACAUACAUUAUUAUCCUUGUUUUUAACUUGUUUUUAAGUGUUAACUCACAGGAACAUUUAGGGGUUUAUGCUUUUAUAGACAUGACAGAAUUCUGUAGAGCCUUAGUUUAAUCCCAGUUCAUGCAAACCAUACAUUUUCUUAUUUUAAGCAGUAGUAACCACCUCUGCGAAUGACAUUAAAAGGAUAGUUCACCCAAAA